CUAUUCACCAUAACGAGGCAAAAGUGACGUCAUGUCGUAAGAUGGCCGACCAGCAUUAAACGAAGGUAACUUGGGAGAGGAUAAUUUUCUGCGUUAUUCAGCUUUCCUGGAAAGGAGCAGAUUUUGAAAAUGGCUGAGCCACAGUUUGAAGAUGCCUUUGAAGAUGCUGAAAGUGACUUUAUUGCAACUAAGCCUUCUACCAAUAUCAAUGGCACAUACAAUGGCACAGACACCACAAAUGGUGACCUUCCAGAAUCCCAGUCUAGUGAAGGAGAUAUGAAUAAUUUUAUUGAUGCUGAUGAAAGUGAAAAGGAAAAUUUUGAAGAUGUUGAAGAAGAGGAGGAAAUACAAGAUAUAGAAAAGGAGGAAGUUAAAAUUGAUGUUGCUUUAGAGAAUGGUUAUCUGGAGAUGCCAUCAAGAAGUGAGAGUUUGGCAGGUGUACAUGAAGAUAUGACAGAAAGUGAUAGUGACAGAGACAUUCCUGAUGAAGCAAUCCAUGAAGCAGACAACCAACAUAAUGUUAAUGAGGAGGAGGAAUCUGAUACUGAGGACACCGAAGACCAUCAUAAACAUCCAGAAGGAACAGAAGAGGUUGUGAAAGAUGAACAAAAUUUUGCGCUUGGUCGUGUUAGAAUGAAUGAACUUUUAAAUGGCAGUGUACAGGAUGAAUGUACUGAAGAUGAUCUACCAAACGAAAACAAUAGCAGAAUGCAUCAUGUAGAGGAGAGUGAUGAAGAAUCAUCAGAGGAAGAUGAGGAGGAAGAAAAUGAGCAUGUUGAUUUAAACAUUCAUGCACAGGAUCAUGUUGCUGGUUUAGCAUAUAAACGUGCAGUAGUUUUCCCACACCAGGAUGCUAAGUGUGAGGAUGAGCGAGGAUUUUCUGGAGUAAGUGACCAACGUGAUGGGAGUGAGAGUGAGUCUGCCGAAGCUGACAUGGAAUGUCCAGAGGAGGACUCAUCCCCAGGUACAUUUAGCGGCCCAGUCUGUGCACACGGAACCAUCCCGAUGCAUCAGGAAUUGAAAGAGGAUGAAGAAGAAAAUGAGGAUGAAGAAGAAGACCAAUGGGAAGACGAACACUUGCCUACAAAUAUGAACUAUUUAACUCAGCAACAAUACCAUGUUCCUUCCAAUGGACAUCGAAAUGAUUUAUUUUUUACAGAGAAGUCAAUCCCAACCACAGGUAGCCCAUCCGAACAGACUGUACAACCUCCAACUCCACCACCUUCCCCUGUACCAAAUUCAUCAAAUUUACCUUACCCAGAAUCAGUCGAUCAUAUGAAGCUUCAACUGGCUAUGACUCUUGAUACGAAGAUAGACAAACGACUAGAGCCACAAGUACAAAUGCAAACUACUUCUUCCAGACCAUUAGUUGCUGAUCAUAAUGGAGAUGUUCUGGUGGAUGUGGCUCCUUUGGCAGAGCAGGUUUCUGAAGAAUCAUCCUCCAAUAUAAAUUUAUUAGUUUCCAGUCACCUUGGACAAUUGGCAUCCUCAGUUGAUUCAGAACCAACUAAGCGACCAAAAAGGAAAUCCAAAACGAAGAUGAUGACUUCAUCUUCUAAAGUACCACAAAAUAUUAAACAGAAUAGCACAUCAUUGAUUAAAAAGACAUUGGACUCCUCUGAUGGAGAAUUAGAACUCAUUGACAGCAGUGGCAUUAGUAAAGCAAAGUCUGAAAUGACAAAAAGUAAAAGAACUGCUCCUGGCAAAGCUGUUGCCAGAAGCUCUCCUGAAGAUGGCAAAGCCAUUACCAGAACUGCUGCUGGAGUACCUUCCAAAAAGCCUGCUGGUGUAAAGCAGAGUACAAUACUCAGUACACGCAUGAAAAGCGAGAUACAAUUUAUUCAGGACAUUGAGAAUAGUUUAGCAGCAGAAUCAUUUGUUGAUGCUGAUGACGAAUGUAAGAAACAAACUUUGGAUGCAAUGCUUUCUGGGAAAAUUAGCGGACGGUAUAAUGAUGAAUAUGCACCUGUCUCCUCAGUAAAGAAAACAAAUAUACCAACCACAAAAGUAACACAACAUGAUAAAAAGUCUUCACCUAAAAGACUUUCAGGAGCAUUUGUGACACGGCCAAAAAAGGAAUUAAGUCAUUUAGUUCAAAAUAAUUCAAACUCAAAUUCUAGUAAACAAUCCCAGUUAGAAUCGGCCUCAAAAUUUCCAUCUAAUAGACCAUCAGAAGCGCGCAAAGGAGAUAUAUUGUUUGAUGAUUUUGCAGAAUGUAGUGAAUAUAUAAAGAAAAAGACAAAUUCUGUAAGCGAGUCAAGACCUAAAGACGAGGUUACUGAACCACUUAAAGCUAGCUGGCGUAGACGCCGUAAUAGCUAUGAACUAGCUAAUCGUGAUAGUUCAUCUGAUGAGGAGGAUAGUUGUACAACGACUGGCAGUGAAAGUACUGCUGCAAGUCAGGAACCAGUAGUUCCUCCAAAACAUUAUAGUAUAUUGGAUGUUGAUUUGAAUAUAUUAGACAAUAAGCCAAAAGCACCUUCUAGUAGUAUUGAUGGAAAUCUACUAGAAAAGUUAGCUGAGCGGGAGUUAGCUCACAUGAAAAGUUUACACGUAAAAAACAAAACUCCAAGUCAGUUUGAAGACGCAAAUGCUUCCAUGAAAUCUGAACCUAAUGAGGAAAAAAAUGAUAUCCUUCCAACAAAUCAAGAAGAUGUAAAAUCCACCCCUGCUAAACUGGCAAGUAAACCCAAAAAGGGUGUCUCACCAAAACAGUCAUUACAAUCACCUAAACAGCCAGCCAAGGUGAAAUUAGACACAAUGAUCAGCCCAAUGGAAUAUGAGAAAAUUGGACUGCGUCUAGCAGGUCAUACAAAUGCAUCGUUGUUAGGAACUCCAGAUGAAGAGGGUGAUCAGUUUUCGGAUGCGUUUGAGGAUGCAGAUGAAGAUGGAGAGGAAGGAGAUGUAUCUGUGGAAACCAAAGUAACACAUCAUCAAGCAGAACAAAUUGAUGAUGAAGAUGGCAGUGAGGAAAAUUCUGAUGACAAAUACCACAACAUUGAAGAUAUAGAGCAAGAUUAUCCCCCUGCUAGCGAGGAUUACCCCAUCCCUAAACUAGCCAUUGACGAAAAAGCAUUACAACGGGCUAUGGUAGAACUUGAAGAAGCAAUUGUGUCCGUUAGCCGUCAGAAAUUACGGAAAGUUCCAUCGAAUGCUCCAAGAUAUUCAGAUUCUCCGUGGGUGCUAAAGCCAGAAGUGGCACUUAAAAUGGAAGAGGAUGACCGGAGGAAAAAGAUAGCACAUGAAAGACAAAGAAGAAAACGUGAAUUAGAGCUGGCACGGCUACGUCAGCGAGUAACAUUACCAGAUGACUACGUUUCUAAUGACUCUGAAGAAACACCAACAGUUCAGUGUUACCAAAAAGAAGAGGAUGAAGAGAAUGAGGAGGGCUUGGAAAGCAGACUGCUUAUCUCCGGUAGUGACCCUGAUCACACUAAGCCUAAUUUUACCAAGAGACCGACAGCACAGGUACAAGCGCCAGACACCAUGAGAGCCCCAGAUUUACCUGUUACAACUCAUAAAGUAAAGGAAUCUCGUGGACCACAUGAUGAAGCAGCGCUUACAAAGGGGAUUAUAUACCCAGCAGCCUACUUAGGCUCAACUCAGCUACUCACAACCAAGACGCCUACCAAGAAAGUACGGAUGCAACAGGCUCAGGAAGCAGUCGGCAGGAUAAAGUCGCGUCUUUGGACUCGUUGGCAAAAGUCGCCUGAUGGGGAAGAGCAGCCAAGUACAGAGGUUGAUUUGUCGAUAUCGAUGGACAAAAUCCGUGUCCUUAAUGCAGACACUCAGGAGACCAUGAUGGACCAUCCACUAAAGACCAUCUCAUAUAUUGCCGAUAUUGGUAACAUCGUUGUAAUAAUGGCAAGGAGACGAGCCCUGUCAAAGACGCUUGGAGAGGCCUUGGAGGAGAGUGGUGUGUCCAUGGACGCUGAGGGGCGGUCACAGCCAAGGAAGAUCAUAUGUCAUGUCUUUGAAACAGAAGACGCGCAAUUAAUCGCACAGACAAUUGGACAGGCGUUCUCCAUAGCGUAUCUAGAAUUCUUGAAGCAGAAUGGGAUAGACGAUCCUGCCGUGUACGAGAUGGAUUACCAAGACGUUCUCAAUUCCCAGGAGAUAUAUGGUGAUGACCUCAUGUUAUUUUCAAACAAGGAAUGUGAGAAAGAGAUUCUCGUAAACAAGGAGCGUGGAGAGAACAUGGGUGUGGUGAUAGUGGAGUCAGGAUGGGGAUCAUUAAUACCAACAGUGGUCAUAGCAAACAUGUCACCGUUUGGUGCAGCUGCUAGAUGUGGAAAACUCAACAUUGGUGAUCAGAUCAUGUCAAUCAAUGGAACAAGCUGUGUAGGCCUACCACUGGAGAAAUGUCAACAGCUUAUUAAGUCAUUAAAAAGUCAAGCGUUGGUGAAAUUUAAUAUAGUAUCAUGUCCUCCAGUUACACAAGUAUUGGUCAAACGUCCAGAUACUAGGUACCAACUUGGAUUUAGUGUACAGAAUGGAACGAUUUGCAGUUUAAUGCGAGGAGGGAUAGCGGAGAGGGGCGGAGUCAGAGUCGGCCAUCGUAUAAUUGAAAUCAACGGUAGUAGUGUUGUUGCUGUCACACAUGAGAAGAUUGUAGAAAUGUUGUCUAACUCUGUUGGCGAGAUCCGGAUGAAAACGAUGCCAUUAUCUAUGUACAGACUGCUUACUGGACAAGAACUUCCAGUAUACAUCUGAACAAGGGAUUUAUAAAUGCUGCUGAAUUAUUUUGACAAGCAUACUGCAAGUUGAGUUCAUAUCAGCAUAUACUUAGUAACAAGCCAUUCGAUAUCAAAGUCAGUUUUGAUUGGUUUGUCAUAAAUCAGAUCCAGUGCAAGAACCCACAUAUAAUGUAGAUAUUGGUGGUUGCCGUCUGCAAUUAUAUAUCAGAUCCAUUGCAGUGUGUGAAGGGUUCUGAAGUAGCCAUAAUAAUCUGAUGGCUAUGUAGCUUAAAUGCAAAGAAAUUAUUAUAUUUUGUACCGAGGAGCAGAAAAUGUGAUCAUAAUUGAGCAAUUAGUCAUGUGAUCUUGCUUGAACUUGUGAUAUGAGCUAAUGUGUGAAAAGGUGUUAUGAUCAUAGGAUCAUUUUGUAGGUAUUUGAUCAAAAGAAACUGGAAAAUUACAGGUAAACUUGUGAUCAUAGCUGAAGAGAUGGUCAUACUGUAGAUAAACAUGUAAUCAUAUUAUAAGUGUGAUGAAUCUUUAUUUUGGGGUUGGGGCUCUGGUGGGGAUGGGAUUGGUAAAAAAAUAAAGCACUGAAGCUGAGAUGAUGAACUUGCAGCUGAUGUGUAUGGGUCUGUCAUUCCUCAUUGACAAAGAUCUCCUCCAAGGACUUAUCCUGGUGUACAUAUAUGAUAUACAAAAUAAGUGAAUAAUUGCAAUUGGCCUGUGGCAGGUUGUCCAUGGUGGAAUGAUGUAUGUAGUAAUUGCUAGAAGGGAUAUGCUUUAUAUACAACCACAGGAGUUGAUAUUCUUUAUAUACUUGUACGUUUAUAAUAUGUAGCUGAGACCCAUACAGCGAAUGCCUUGAUUUAGUUUAUCUGUAGUAUUGAAGCUACCUGAACAAUGUGUUGCUAUAUAGGUCUUGUGGGGCUAUUAUAUAUAGAGGAAAAUAUGCCAUUACCAUGAACUGCUAGUAUAUAGAAUCAAGGUGCUGUUAUUGAUUCAUAUUGAUCAUAAAGCAGGUGUGCUAUCCACUAAAAAUCAAUAUAUUGAUUACCAAUUAUUGAUUGAUCUCAUGGCAUUUAUUAUUUAGUGUUCCCCAUUUGAAGUGGAUUGAAAUUUGUGGAAAAGCACUGCAGUAACAAAGUGAUUAUAAUAACAUAACAGUGAGAGUAUGUAGAGUUGUGGAAACACGCAGUGAUAGCGCCCUCAUUGUAAGGGUUUUGGAUUUGUGGAGUAAAUGUUAACAUAAUUAGUGUCAAGAUUGUGCUUUACAAUAAGGUCUGUACACACUAUCAAAUUUUCUUUGACAAUACUCUGUUGUAUGCCCAUAUAUAGUCAUGAUGUGCCUAUAUAUGGUCAUGAUGUGCCCAUAUAUGGUCAUGAUGGCCUAUAUAUGGUCAUGAUGUGAUGUCAUCAUGACCAUAUUUAGGCAUGUCACAUGUUUUUGUCAAAUAAAAUUUGAUAUUCUGGACAGAGCUUAACACUAAAUAUUAUGAAGGAUGGCAAACAGGUGGUGGAGCUCAGAUUUGCAAAGGAACAACGUUUAAGAACAACAGACGUUGGCAAAUUUGUGUGGUGCUUUUUAGUUGAAGCAUGGAGCUAUAAUAGACUACAACUCCAUGGUUAGAAUUAGUAAAAUAUAGUUUUUUGAUCAUGGUAAAAAAGAAAUUAAUGUAAUAUAAUGUUUUUGUUACGUCCAUUAUGUAUGAUUGAGAAUUAUACCAGUUUAUUUAAUUAAUAUUUAUUGAUAAUUAUUAUAGUUAGAUUAUCCGUCAAAAAUAAUUUAGUGUACAAGUAAUUGAGAAUGAAUGGUGGAUGAGAGAGUGGGGGACGGUAGAGACAAGUCUGAAUGAGUAAUUUUUGUAUUCAGUUUUUAUUAUAAGUUCCAGAGGGAUAAUUUAAUACUCUGUACAUAGUCAAUAUACUGAAUUCCUUAAUCUUAGUUCCUUGACAAAUUAGUAAUACUGUAAACAUUCAAAAAAAUAAAUUAUUAAACGUUUAUUAUAAACGUGCAUUAUAAUAAAUCCCCCGUAUGAUUUCAUUUCCUCUUGCUGUAACUACCAAGUUAGUUUGCUUUAUUCACUAUUGUUAGUGAUCUUUAGCUUAUAACACAUUUUAUAUACUUUCUAAUAAUACUACUAAUAAUAAUGGUAAUAAUAGUAAGUCAUAAUAUAGUUGAUAGUCAGUGAUGAAGUUAAGUUUUUGUUUGUUAUUGGCCCCCAUAUAAAUUAUAGAGUUAUUCUGUUGCUUCCAAAAUAAUUAUGUCUUUAGAUGCAAAUAAACCCAUAUCAAUUAUA
This is a messenger RNA of Anneissia japonica, 6976 nucleotides long. RefSeq lists its product as uncharacterized. Gene Ontology annotation, cellular component: cytoplasm; plasma membrane; dendritic spine. The coding region runs from base 130 to 4713 and encodes 1527 amino acids. Lineage: Eukaryota; Metazoa; Echinodermata; Crinoidea; Comatulida; Comatulidae. The record is from RefSeq and is a predicted model, not a curated record. The transcript is spliced from 13 exons. Gene Ontology annotation, biological process: chemical synaptic transmission. Gene Ontology annotation, molecular function: protein binding.